UUAGAGUGCCAGAAAAGAAAGUAAAGGAAUAAUAGAAGGGAUGGGGACCAUUAAGUUAUUGUUGUUGAUGUUUUUUGUGAUGGUAAUUAUGGCCAAUGGUUGUUGGGAGGAAGAGAGAAGUUCUCUCUUAGAGCUGCAAGAAAACAUAAUGAGUUCGAAUGGUGAAUUGUUGGUUGAUUGGGCAGGCUAUAAUGCCAAUGGUUUUACAGAUUGUUGUUUUUGGAAUAGGGUAAAAUGUAGCUUAGCAUCAGGUAGAGUUAUCGAACUCAAUCUCGAAACAAGGCUUGGAUCAGAGGAUGGUUGGAGAUUUAACGCCUCUCUCUUUCUUCCAUUUAAGUCACUGCAAGUUCUUUUAUUGUCUUCCAGAAAUAUUAUAGGGUGGACAAAGAAUGAAGGGUUCAGUAAACUAAGGAAGCUUCCCAACCUGAAAGUAGUCGAUUUGCAAUUUAAUCCCAUCCAUCCUAAAGUUUUAAUAUCAUCUUUAUGUUGGAUUACAUCUCUUGAGGUUCUAAAACUUGGUGCACAUGUUGGAACCACUUUCAGCAUACCGACAUAUAAUAACAGUAUAUUUUAUAUGAUUUAUUUGCUCACCAUAACAGGUAGCAAAAGAAUGAGUUCUCUGCGGAAUUUACUAUUGGGAAGUUCUAACUCCAACUCAAGCAGAGUCUUACAAUCCCUAAAAUCAUUCUCAUCUCUUAAGUCACUUUCUUAUAAAAAUAGUGAUCUCACUGCUCCGACCAUAGUUUACGCAUUAAGAAAUCUGAGCAAGAUAGAGUACCUAUACUUGAGAGGAUCUUCCUUAAAUGACAACUUUCUACCAAACAUUGGACAAAUGACUUCUCUUAAAGUGUUGAGCUUGGCUUUUGGUGCCAAUAACGGCUCCCUCCUUCAUCAAGGUUGGUGUGAACUCAAACAUAUUGAAGAGCUGGGUUUUGUACACAAUCAUUUUGAGGGAACACUGCCUUCAUGUUUGGGAAACUUGACAUCACUUCGAUGGUUGAGUUUUGCAGAGAAUUACUUGAGCGGAAAUAUAGCCUCACAUUCUAUUUGGAGUAGACUCACAUCACUUGAGUACCUGGAUAUUUCUGAUAACCAAUUUGAAGUUCCUCUGUCAUUCAGGCAAUUUUCCAACCAUACAAAAUUGAUCUACUUGAAUGUUGGUUCUAAUACAAUAAUUACAGAUACCGAAUUCCAAAAUUGGAUCCCAAAUUUCCAGUUGGAGUUUUUUGCUAUAUAUGAUUGUAUGAACCUUCAAAAAUUGCCUUCUUUCCUUCACUACCAAUAUGACUUGAGGAUUCUUGUUAUAUAUGGAAAUCAAUUGCCAGGAAACUUUCCAACAUGGUUGUUAGAAAAUAACACCAGACUUGCAGCGAUUUAUGGUAGUUAUAAUGCUUUCAACGGACCAUUGAAGUUGCCAUCGAGUCCUCACCAUAAUCUAGUGAUGAUUGAUGUUUCUAAUAACAAACUAAAUGGGCAUAUUCCAGAAAAUAUGAGUUUAGCCUUCCCAAAGCUUAGUAAUUUGAACAUGUCACAAAAUUAUCUUGAAGGUCCCAUACCUUCCAAGAUUAGUGGCAUUCAUGUAAAAACUAUAGACCUAUCUAACAAUUUCUUAUCUGGAGGAGUUCCUAGUGAUCUGGAAAUUGGUUCUCCACAAUUGUUCUACCUUCGGUUGUCAAACAACAAGCUGAAAGGAAAAAUAUUUUCGGAGGAAGUCAGGCCACAUAUCUUAUCAUUUUUGUUUUUGAAUGGCAAUAACUUUGAAGGACCACUACCUAGUAACAUUUUUCCCAGAUCCCUUAUUGUACUGGAUGCUAGCAGGAAUAAUUUCACUGGGGAGAUUCCGAGAUGGGUUAGGGAUAAUACAAGAAUGCUACAACUUGAUUUGUCCGAAAAUAAUCUCCAAGGUUCGAUUCCAGUUGAGAUUUGCAAUUUGAAGAGUAUAUAUGUCUUAGCUAUAUCCGAAAACAGGCUUUCAGGCUUUAUUCCUUCUUGUGUGAGUUCUUUACCUCUCGAACACAUACAUCUAGAGAAGAAUCAAUUGGGUGGUGAAUUGGGACAUGUACUUUUCAAUUUCUCUUCUCUGGUAACGUUGGAUCUUCGCUACAACAAUUUUACAGGAAAUAUCCCACACACCAUAGGCUCACUUAAUAGUCUAAACUACCUUCUCCUUAGCAAUAACCAAUUGGGAGGGGAGAUUCCAACCCAGAUUUGUAUGCUGAACAACUUAUCUAUUGUGGAUUUAUCUUUCAAUAAGCUUUAUGGUCCACUCCUUCCUUGUUUGGGUUACUUAACACAAGCCGAAAAGGAUGAAAAGAUAAGGACUCAUUAUUUUAGCAUAGUAUUUCAUCAUCAAUGGUUUAAUUUUUUGGGCUGGAUACAUUUGAAAAGGCACUACCAUGAUCGUCAUGAAAUUCUAGUUUUCUCAUUUUUUAUGGAUGUGGAAACUCUGGUCCAGUUUUCAACGAAAAGAAACUCAUACACUUAUAAGGGAAUCAUUCUAAAUUAUAUGUCAGGUAUUGAUCUCUCAAGUAACAGAUUAACUGGUGAAAUUCCCAUGGAGCUAGGGAAUAUGAGCAAUAUACAUGCAUUGAAUCUAUCCCACAACCAUCUCACCGGAAGAAUACCAAAUACCUUCUCCAAUCUACAGGAAAUCGAGAGUUUAGACCUUUCCCACAACAGAUUGAAUGGGAGCAUUCCUGUUGGUCUACUUGAGCUAAAUGCUUUGGCAAUAUUCACUGUUGCAUACAAUAACUUAUCAGGUGCAGUGCCUGAUUUUAAAUCUCAAUUUGCAACUUUUGACAAAAGCAGCUAUGAAGGAAAUCCUCUUCUUUGUGGUUAUCCAUUAGACAACAACUGUGGUAGUCCUAAAUCGUCAAAUAGGUCCAAGAUUGAUGGAGGUGAGGAUUCAUCAGGCUUGGAGGAUAUUCAGUAUUUUUACAUUGGGUUUGUUGUGUCUUAUGGAGCGAUCUUGUUGGGAUUAGCUACAGCGCUCUACUUCAAUCGUUGUUGGAGAAAAGCAUGGUUUAGGAUGAUAGAGGCAUUGAUGUUUUGUUGUUACUAUUUUCUCUUGGACAACAUUGUUACACCCAACAAGAGCACAUGGUACAGAAAAAUGUUGGUUAGGUAGUUGUUUUAUAAUUUUGUUGUAACCAGUAUUAUGUUGUCAGCCUCUUUUAUCAAAAUUUUGUUUAAU
Molecule: messenger RNA, 3193 nt
Organism: Solanum dulcamara
Lineage: Eukaryota; Viridiplantae; Streptophyta; Magnoliopsida; Solanales; Solanaceae
Product: receptor-like protein 15
Molecular function (GO): protein binding
Source: RefSeq, a predicted model, not a curated record